CUGCUCUGGUGAUAAUCGCUGGUGUGUUAGCAGAGUUUAAAAGAUUAGUUUGCAUUAGGGGCUUAGUGUGAGCUAAGAUGCAUCACUUCCCCUUUUCUUUCCAUCUGUCUUGCUCUGUCUCUGUUUGAAAAUUGGUUCUUGGAGAUAGUCUGUAAAAAAAUACAUUUAAUGUAAAUGUUUUUUCUGUAUUCUAAUAAUUAGAACUUCCAUUUUGAGACAACAGAACAAUGGAUUCCUGAGUAGAGAAUGAGUGGAUGACGUUCAUAUGAGGAGAACUGAACAGAUAUAGACUUUUCUGCAUUAGAGAAGUAAUACCACCAACGAAACGCCAUGAAACUAGAAGCUUUUCUUCUGCUGCUUCUGGGGUCCAUGCAUGGGGUGUUCACGCAAGUGCCUAUAACUGCAUUUACUGAACGAACAGCUGUGGAGGAAGAUCUAGGAAGUGGUCUGUUAGAGGUGGAACAGGAAGAUAACCAGGGAGACACUUACUGGUCCGGGACAGCCCCACUUUGUUUUGGAGGGUGUAAGGGCAGACAUAGGGAGUUAAAGAGAGACAACUGUGGAGAUUCAGACUGCUGCUGGGUGGGAUACAAAUCCCUCUGUAGAGUGAAUUGUGGAAAACCUGAUGUGGACUUUAACGGGAUGGUGUAUGGGAGUGAUUGGUGGGUGGGUUCUGUGGUGCGGUACGACUGCAGGCCAGGUUUCGUGUUGGUUGGAGAUCCUGCUCGAGCCUGCCAGUCUAAUGGGAAAUGGACGCCCAAACCGUCCUGCCUCAGAGUGUGUCAUCGUGGCCGGGUUGAGAUCAACGAGAAGGACAUUGACGGGACGUGUUCGUCUACCUGUCCUGAUGCUAAGAGCUAUGCGGUUCCUCUGAACCACGUAUGCAGUCGCAUUGAGAACUGCAGGACUAAAGAAUCAGGCUGGAAGCGCUGGUUUACACGCUGCAACUUCUGCGACUGUGACUGCUUCACUCGCUGUGCUUCUACAAGAUAGAAGACGGUUAAUCUGUUUAUCCUUUUCUAUGAAGACUGACAUUAUGUUUAUUUGAGUUCUGGAAACAACCGAAUGCUU
Molecule: messenger RNA, 1071 nt
Organism: Pimephales promelas (fathead minnow)
Lineage: Eukaryota; Metazoa; Chordata; Actinopteri; Cypriniformes; Leuciscidae
Product: complement receptor type 1
Source: RefSeq, a predicted model, not a curated record